Messenger RNA from Monoraphidium neglectum, 1065 nucleotides. RefSeq names its product Desiccation-related protein PCC13-62 Flags:Precursor. Lineage: Eukaryota; Viridiplantae; Chlorophyta; Chlorophyceae; Sphaeropleales; Selenastraceae. The record is from RefSeq and is a predicted model, not a curated record. Bases 1 to 1065 code for a protein of 354 amino acids. The transcript has 12 exons.
AUGAACUACACUCAGGCAAUCUACAACUGGAGCGACACUGACCUUUUGCAAUUCAAGAUCAACGGGGAGUGCCUGGAGGCCAAUUUCGACGCCUGCGCCGCAUUCGGCCGCCCCCUGGCGCCCAAGCUGCGCAGCCCUGGCCGCGACCCUCCCGUGCCAAUUGGAUGCAGGAAGGCCAACCUGACAAACCCCACCGUCAUCCAGUGGGCGCAGGAGCUCUCGCACUCUGAGGCCGGGCACAUGCGGAUCCUGCGUGAGGCACUGUAUGAUGCAGGGGUGGAGCCCAUUACCUGCCCCCCAGUGGACUACGCCAACGGAUUCACGGAGUUUUACAACAACGCUCUCAAGCGGACCGGCAAGGACCGCGUCAAGUGGGAUCCCUUCAAGGACGACCUCCACUUUUUGAUUUCAGCUGAGACUAUGGAGACCGCCGGCGUUGUGGCUGACCUGGGCCUGGCGCUGUUCUUCAGGGACCCCCUGUACGUGGCAGUGCUGGGCGGCCUAACGGGCGGCGCGGCGCAGUUCACUGCCAUCGACCGCACCCUGAUCUGGCCCCACAUCAACGACACCUUGGAGGAGUUUGACAUGACAGUCAAAGACUUCAUGGAUGCCGUGUCGUCGUACCGCGAUGCUCUGGAUGGUCCAGUCAGCAUCGAUCAGUCCUACAUCUUUGCUGGAGGCUGCUUCUUCCCAGAGGGCAUGGCGGGCCCCAUCAACACCACCCAGCCACUGCUCAUCCCAACCAUCCCCAAGUCGCUGAUCGCUGCCAACAACGAGCCCGUCGCCGUCACCUUUGAGCCCUGGGGCGCUGACCCCUUCAAGCAUGACACUCCGGCCUACACAAAGGGCUACACCAAGCUGCGGCCGGCUGGGGAGCCAUAUGUUGCCAAGGAGCCUGCCUCAUGCCCAGAGCCGUACCAGUUCCCCGCCCCCGGCGAGCGCACCACGCCCAAGGUCAACAACCCCAAGGGAGCUGUUGCCAACAAGCCAUUUGUCCCGACCGGGCCUGGCCUUCUGCCCCCAGGCGCGCUUGCGGGAGAUAAGGGCACGUGCGCCAACCAGUGA